This is a messenger RNA of Caenorhabditis bovis, 1179 nucleotides long. Lineage: Eukaryota; Metazoa; Nematoda; Chromadorea; Rhabditida; Rhabditidae. The record is from the annotation of a GenBank genome assembly.
AUGUCAGUGCCGCCCUCUCGGGCGCAAUCUGAGGUAUUCUCAGCCAGCCAGUAUGGUGGUGUGACAACAGUGGUCCCACCCCGUCCUCGCUCUUACAUCAACUAUUUCAUAUUCCCAUCGGCGGUUCUUCACGUCGUUGGUCUUGCGUGUCUUGCAGCUUUAUGGUACUACUUGAGAUUCACCACUGUCUUUCCCUAUCAUCAUCGAGUAUUCUACUGCCGAGAUGUCCAUUUGUAUAAGCCAAAUUUCGUUCCCGAAGAUUUCAACGUAUACGUGUCCUAUCCACUGUUGUACACAUUGGCUUUCACAAUUCCACCGCUUGUGAUUCUCAUUGGCGAGGUGAUGUUUUGGUUGUUCUCGACGAAACCACGUAAAAUCGUCUACGCGAAUUGCGGAGAAUGCCCGGUUCAUUUGUUCACCAGAAGACUUUUCCGAUUUUUGAUCGUUUACCUCGCCGGUCUCCUCAUCGUCCAGAUCUUCGUUGACACCAUCAAAUUGAUGACCGGAUACCAGCGGCCCUACUUUCUCUCAUUGUGCAAUGUCUCGAUAUCGGCGUGCACAGCCCCAUUAGAACAUUCGCCGUCGCCAUCGCCUCACUUGGCCUGCAAUUACAGAGGCGCCGAUGAGCUCCGAUACGCUUGGCUCAGUUUUCCGUCUCUCCACGCUGUCGUCUCAUCAUUCGCCUGCUGUUUCGCAUCAUUGUACAUUUACUAUAUGAUCAACUUGCGCGGUGCUCCAUUGCUUCGCCCGCUUCUCAUCUUCGGAUUCAUGGGAUUGUGCAUCGUCGAUUCAUUUUCGAGAAUUAAUGGUUAUAAAAAUCAUUGGCGCGAUAUAUGGGUGGCAUGGAUCAUCGGAAUCGGAAUGGCCUGGUUCUUGUGUCAUUGCGUUCUUUGCUUCCAAGAAAUCUAUCAUGUGACCAUCGAACGAACGCCGAUAAUUCCCGAAGAACGCGUUUCGCCCUUCUUCAGCUGGUUCCGAUUACCGCGCGUUCAGGCGCCGUCCGUCAAAGAAGAAUACGUUGUUUAUGAAGAAGAUGUUGAGCGUCAGCAACCCGACGGCACAAUGCGACACCGGCGAAACCGCGACCGCCAAUACGAGGUCACCACCACGACCGAAUCAUUCCAUCGCACGAUCAGCCCACCAGAGCAGCAGAAUCAAGACGCUGGAUAUCGAUAUUAA